Puccinia triticina is the source of this 1308-nucleotide messenger RNA. RefSeq lists its product as uncharacterized. Gene Ontology annotation, molecular function: hydrolase activity, hydrolyzing O-glycosyl compounds. Bases 1 to 1308 code for a protein of 435 amino acids. NCBI's taxonomy places the organism in Eukaryota, Fungi, Basidiomycota, Pucciniomycetes, Pucciniales, Pucciniaceae. The record is from RefSeq and is a predicted model, not a curated record. Gene Ontology annotation, biological process: carbohydrate metabolic process. The transcript is spliced from 3 exons.
AUGGCUACGAAAUAUACCGCGGAUCAAAUCAUACAAUGUCCUGAUAAAGAAGCUUUAGGAUGCAAUCGAACUAUCGCCAAUGCCUUCAACGCUGGCUUGGCAUUGAAUUAUAGUCAUCCGGGCGCCCAAAUGUACAUCAAUAGCGUGGUCGAUGGCCUCUACAGAUGGGGCGUCAGCUUUGUGAAACUGGACGGAAUCGUGCCUGGCUCCUCAGUCGACCCACCCGAAUGGUGGAAAUACAACGCGACAGCCGACCUGAUGGCCUGGAGGAAGGCAAUCAAUGAUUUGUACGAGCAAAAAUGGCAGAAACAAGGCCGAGAACGGAUUUGGUUGGGGGCUAGUUGGAAAAUCCCAACCAGUGCCGGUUCCACCAUGGAAAAAUACGUGAACAGCUUCAGAAUUGAACAAGAUAUCGAGGCGUAUAGCGAAACACAGAUGACGACUUUUGACAGGGUCAUCAGGAAUGCCAAAACAGCCGCACUCUGGUCUUCUGCCGACGCGAAUCGUAAAUGGAAGGGGGCGAGGGACCUUGAUUCGAUCCUAAUAAGUGACAUAACGUUGGCAGAGUCUAGGACUAUGGUCACCCUCUGGGCACUCUUUGGCUCGGUAUUCUAUUUGGGUGAUGAUCUAACGAAAUUGCCGGAAUCUAGAAAGGCCUUGGUCAAGAACCCCGAAGUGCUCAAGCUCGCAAGCAUAGCAUCAGCAAAUCCAGCAAGAUUAGAUGGAUUUGAUCCCAGCCUUUCGCACCCUCACCCGCAAACAGCUGUUUUACAAUCAGUGAACCAGCUUGGAUCCAACUUUGCCCCAGAAGUUCAAGAAGAGUCUGCUCAGGAAUGUGAAGAACUCGCCGAAAAACGGCGGAUCGUAGUCGAGUACGGCACACAUCAAAAAGUCGAUAACUUGGAUAGCUUCUACAAGUCUUGCUUGAAAGCUCGAAAAGGCGAGAAAUUCAUUAGCCUCCAAGCGAUGUCGCUCACUGAGGGUGUAAAACAUGAUCCAUGGAGUCUCCAGUAUUGGGUAUUGGAACAGGAUCAAGGCGAGAUCUAUGUGGCAGUUGUGAAUGCUGGUCGACAAAAACGUACUGAUAGGCCGGCCAAAGUAGAGAUCAGUUUAAGCAAGCUCAAAACCCUUCAGAAUAGCCCUAGAAUCAAGCAAAUUUCUGGAAUGCAGUACACAGUGCGAGACUUAUGGAAAAAUAAAGACAUGAGAAGCGUCUCUUUCCAAGACAAAAUUGAUUCUACUCUAGAGACUCAUGGCUCAAUCUUGUUGAAUUUUAGCCCGAUCCAUCCUGCUAUCUCAAGCUCAUAA